This is a messenger RNA of Paramisgurnus dabryanus, 2241 nucleotides long. RefSeq names its product solute carrier family 15 member 5 (gene slc15a5). Gene Ontology annotation, cellular component: membrane. Lineage: Eukaryota; Metazoa; Chordata; Actinopteri; Cypriniformes; Cobitidae. Gene Ontology annotation, biological process: transmembrane transport. The record is from RefSeq and is a predicted model, not a curated record. Gene Ontology annotation, molecular function: transmembrane transporter activity.
CUCACAUCUCCGAAAUCGCUUUCGUCAUCAAUAUCCAGCAGGCAAAAUGCCGAAACGUCAGUUAUCUUAAUGAGAUACAACCAAAGACCCACCAAACUCAAAGUACAACAGAUUGAUGACGAAAAGCAGUCCGUAAACAGUACUCAGAAACCUCAGUAAGGAGAUACAAUGUGAGCUCGCAAAGUCUCGAUUGUUAGGCAUCUACAAGAUUUCACGUAUCUGUGAGACAUUGUAUGUUUCGGCCUCUAGUAAUGGAGAAUGGGAUCUGCCUAAACAUCACUUCCACAGGAAGAUCUCUAGAAGCAGCAUGCCGCCCGUAGAUUCAUUUGAUCGACGUUAUGGCCUCCUCCCUACGGAGAUCUUCACAUCUCCACAUCCCAGUGGGACGGCCACCAAGCCCCGCAAGAGACGUAAGAAGCUACAAGCGAUCGUCUGCAUUCUUUUUGUGGAGCUGUUCGAGAGGUUCACCUUUUUUGGGAUUGUUUGCAACAUGAUCCUUUUCUGCACCAUUAAGCUGGGAUAUAGCAAUUACCAAGCAGCCAUGGUAAACACGUGUUUUGUGGGAGCCAGCGUUCUCACACCUGUUCUUCUGGGAUGGUUCGCUGAGACGUGUUUGGGAAGGACCACAGUUUUGUUUUUGUGUGCUUUCCUUCAUUUCUUUGGCACUGCCAUGCUUCCAGUCGUCGCCUUCCCUUUUGAGGAUUUCUAUAUAAACACGCAUAAUAUCGUGCAUCAGCUUGAGCCUCAUGAGCAGCGCAUCCUUUUCUACACAGGGCUUGUUGCUGUGUCUCUUGGCAUCGGUGGCAUCCGUGCCAUCCUUUGCCCGUUGGCAGCCUAUCACCUUCAAGGUUGUGAACGACACCAACUUUUGUCCUUCUUCAACUGGUUUUACUGGUUAGUCAACCUGAAUUCAAUGGUUGUGAUUUUGGGGAUCGCCUACAUUCAGCAGUCAGUGGCCAAAAACUUGUGCUUUCUCAUUCCGUUCACCUCAGUUCUUCUGGCUCUCGUCGCCAUACAUAUGGUACGCAGCAAGCUCACCUUCCAUCCUAAAAAAGGUAGCUCCUUGCUAACUACGUUCGGGGUGUUCCUGAACUCUCUAAAAAUGUGUUGCCUUCAUUAUCGCCAUUUAAGUGGAGAUGUUGCCAACUGGCUAGACCGGGCUAAAGAAAACAACGGUGGCUGUUACAGUGAGACCAGUGUGGAAAACGUAAAGAUCCUGGUCAAACUGUUUCCUCUGUUUGGACUUCAACUUUUAUACCGUGCUUGCAUUACUCAGAUUCCGUCGGGCUAUUAUCUGCAGACGAUGCACUCAAACUUGAAACUCGAUGGCUUUAUCCUGCCAGUAGCAAUUAUGAAAGUGAUCAGCAUACUGCCCGUGUUGAUCUUAGCACCACUGCUGGAGCUUCUGAACACCUGCUAUCAGUCUCCAAAGAAACUACUUCCCUCUCCAACUACAUUUAUAACUAUGGGCCACGCUUGUGCCGCUCUCUCAGCAUUACUGGCAGGAAUCUCAGAGAUCCAUAGAAAGGAUUACCCACAGGUGGAGCAGACACUCUCAGGCAAGGUCCUCCAUGUGUCCUCCAUGAGAUGUUUCCAGCUUACUCCACAAUACAUUUUACUGGGUGUGGCGGAGGCCUUCGUGACACCAGCAUGCUGCCUCAUCUCUUUCUGCCUAACUCCCAGUAAUCUCAGAGGCGUCUCCCUGCAUUUCCUAACCCUCUCGUAUGGAGGUGGGUGCUUCCUAGGAGCUUUCCUCAUUCAGUUCCUUUAUUUUGUGUCAGGAGGAAACUUCUAUCCGAAUAACCUCAGCACUGGCAAUAUGGAUAGGUUUUUCUUUACACUGGCUACAUUAAUGACUAUAAACACACUGGUGUUUUGGAGAAUAUCACGGAGGUACGCAGAUUUGAGCAUGGAGUUGAAUAGUGGGGCAGGACAAAGUCCCCUAUCUGAGAAACUUCUCCAGUAUAAGGCCUGUCUUCGUUUUUAUGACACAGUGGAGCGAUUUGAAACUUCAACCUCAAUGGAAACUGUGCUAUGAUCUCACCAUACACACCGAAUCUGUAACGCUGGCGUUACACAUCAGAGACUUUUUAGUUGAAUCUGCUCACCUGGAAAUAGAGCAGUGCCUGUAAAUAGCUGCAUGAUCACGUUGAAUGUAUAAGAAAAAUCAGCUAUUGUAUAAUUUAUUUAUUUUAUGAUAUUUUAUGAAUAGCUCAUUAUGAAGAGAAAAUGUUUUUGCUG